This is a messenger RNA of Tachyglossus aculeatus (Australian echidna), 2357 nucleotides long. It is a transcript of the gene CCDC81, whose product is annotated as coiled-coil domain containing 81. The transcript is spliced from 15 exons. Lineage: Eukaryota; Metazoa; Chordata; Mammalia; Monotremata; Tachyglossidae. The coding region runs from base 197 to 2218 and encodes 673 amino acids. Gene Ontology annotation, cellular component: centrosome. The record is from RefSeq and is a predicted model, not a curated record.
CCCCCCACUCCUUGGCCUAGCCCACCGCCGCCUCCUUGGCCUAGCCGCUGCGAGGGGGGCUGGGAGGGGGGUGCCCCUCGCCUUUAUGGGGGGACCCCAACGAGGAGGAGGGUGAGCCAGGCGAGAGCGGUCGUUGGAUCAUUGCUUGAUAGGGGUCGGCGGGCCUGGAGGAAGAGCCUUGACACAUCGGAGAAGGAUGCUGGACAUCCCCCCACAGGCCCUCCUGGAGUCUCCAGGCCGCGUCUGCCCCACGCUGCCCUCGCUGACCGAGGAUGAAAUCUUUAGUAUCUGGGGAAGCGUGUCGGAAUUUGUGGAGCGUCAGCUGGGCAAGCAUAAGGGGGUCCGGAUUCCCGGCCUCGGAACCUUCACCCUGCAGAGGCAGAAGAUCGAGCUGGGAAACAGAUUCCUCCUCCUGCAGAGGCCCGUGUUUAUCUUGUCCGAGAAGUUUGCCCAGAUCUUCCGACUCCAGCAGAGCAAGGUCUACGUGACGGGUGACAUUCCCGUCGUGCCUCUGAAUUUCUCCGCCAUCUCCCUGGAGGGUCCCUUUCACCGGGACGUGGUGGAGGGCUGCGUGCGGGAGACCCUGCUCUUCUUCUCCCGCUCCGUCGCCACCAAGCAGAGCGUGGAGUUCACCUUCAAGGGCAUCGGGGUCCUGGCCGUCCGAGCCGGCAAGGCGAAGAUGAGGUUUUACAGGGAAUUCCUGAGCGCCAUGGACGGAAGCGGGAACCUGGUGAAGGCCCUUUCCAACAGGCCCGGGACGGCCGACUCGGUGGCGUCCGGCAGAGACGGCCCCGGAGCGGGCCGGUCCGGCAGCAUCGUCACGUUUCCCAGGAAAAAUCCAGAAAUCGGACUUGUGUCUAGGCUGGAGCUGAAGGAGGCAGAAGGGAAGCCGGCCAUGGUGACCAUCACCGAGGAGAAUGAAGCGGGCGGGACUGACAAGAUGAAGCCGCAAGAGCCGGUGGACGAUGGAACGGGUGAGAAAGAGCGCGCUUCCUCCAAGAAGCUGCAGACCCGGCCGCCCGUGUCUCCUCCCAAGGUGCCACCCGGUAACCGGCCCGACGAGGCCGAGAAACCCAGAGCUGGAGAGAAGAAUUGUCCUUCGGAAAGUCCUCACAGAUCACCGUCGCCCGCGGCUCCCAAGGCGGAAACCGACAGCUCCCCGGCCAGACCCAAAACGUCGGCGGUUCCGGUUUGCCAGGAUCACCUCAGGGCGGGACAGGAAAUGUGCUACCUGUGCAUGCAGCGGGCCCAGCGGAACGUGCCCGUGUACCUGAGUGAGGAGAGGAAGAGGAAAGAUACGGAGGAGAUGCGGAUCCUGCAGCAGUACCAGGCCCUGAGAGACCAGGAAGCCCUGCACAAACACCAGAUGCAGAGCCUGGCCAUCCGAGAGCAGAACCAGAAAAACGCCGCCUUUAACCUGGGCAUCGCAGAGGCCAUCCGGAGCCACAAGCAGGAGAAACCGGAAUUUUCUAAGUCCUUCGUGUUCCCGCGGCGACCGCCCAGCGCCCCGCUGAACUCCCAGCGGCGGCAGGAGUAUGCCCGCGGCCUGCUGACGCAGCUGGAGGAGAAGAGGGAGCGGGACACGAAGUCCAGGCAGAACAAGGCCAUCAUGGAGCAUCUGGAACAAGUGCAGCUAGCCGAAGAACUCGCCGCCCAGAGAGCAAAGUAUCUGCGAGACAAAAUGGAGGAAGUCCAGUGCUACCGGAGAGCCCUGGACACCCAGAUAAAGAACCGUCCGGCUCCCCUGCCGCCCUGUGAGCCCGGCUCCUCCCAGUCCAUCUUUGGCAAAUGGAGCCAGAGCACCGAGCACAUGGCGGAAAUCCGGCAGAGGGAGCGGGAUUUCUUCGAGCACCAGCUGCGGGUGGCCACGGAGUGCAAGAGGGCGGCCCUCCUGAGCCGGCUGCAGGACCGGCGCCGGGAGGUGGACAUGCUGCGGCGGAGCAAGAAUGAGUACCUGGCGGACCGGGAUGCCGAGCUGGAGCGGCUGCACCGGACCCGCCUGGACCUGCAGGACCACUGGGGGAAGAGCGCCGAGAUGAAGCGGCAGCACGACUGCGACCAGAGAGCCUUUGACCGCUCUAUGGACAAGGUCUUUAUCCUGGACCAGUGCAAGAGAUAUCGCCGCUGCUGCCAAUGCAAGAGGGGCCUGGCCAACUGCGGGAGCAGCAACCUGUGGCCGCUGACCAAGCAGCAGCCGGGCUCCCGCUUGCUGGUUUAGAGAGGUUCGAGUCUGCCCUGGGGCUGUCCCAGUGCCCCCGAGGGAGGGUGGCACGUGGCCGGGGGCUCCCCGCCGUUGAGUUGGCACCGGUCCUCAGCUGUGGGCGGUCGGCUCUCCCUCUCUCCCAUUAAAAAGAAAA